Molecule: messenger RNA, 2304 nt
Organism: Grosmannia clavigera kw1407
Lineage: Eukaryota; Fungi; Ascomycota; Sordariomycetes; Ophiostomatales; Ophiostomataceae
Product: ribosome biogenesis protein kri1
Exons: 2
Coding region: 1-2304 (767 amino acids)
Biological process (GO): endonucleolytic cleavage in ITS1 to separate SSU-rRNA from 5.8S rRNA and LSU-rRNA from tricistronic rRNA transcript (SSU-rRNA, 5.8S rRNA, LSU-rRNA)
Cellular component (GO): 90S preribosome; nucleolus
Source: RefSeq, a predicted model, not a curated record
AUGUCUUCCAUUCUCAGCCGCGUGUUCGGUGCUGUCAGUACCUUUACGGGUAAAAACAAGGCGUCUGACUCGGAGUCACAGGAGAAAGCGGGCCAACCAGAAGCCAUGGCAGGUGCCAAAGACAGCGGUCUUGCGACGACCCCCGGCAAGAAUCCUAGGAAGAGACUUUUUGACGAUGAGGGCGAUGAAGAAGAGGCAGAAGACGUCGGCACUUCCAAGUCGCUCGGAAAGACGUCGUCCUUCACAAUAAACGAGGAGUACGCCCGGCGAUUCGAGCACAACAAGAAGCGUGAAGAAAUGCACAAGUUGGAAGAAAAGUACGGAAAGGGAGCUGCGAAAUUCGGGGCUGAUGACGAGGAGGAUGACUCGUCCACGGAUGAGUCUGAGGACGAGGACGGCUACCUCCUGACGGAAGAUCUCGACGCACGCAUGACGGAGGCGCUCCAGGCGAUCAAAAACAAAGACCCCCGUAUCUACAACGCCGAGACCAAGUUCUUCGACCCGUCCGAGAUCGACCAGAUGGCGGCAGAUGCAGCCAAGGCGGGGCCCUCGGAGUCCAAGCAGAAGCCCAUGUUCCUGCGCGACUACCAUCGGGAGCGGUACCUACGCGGCGACAUCGGAGCCGAGGACAGGGACGAGGACGAGGACGUGGCAGUGGUCAAGGCGGUGCCGAAGACAUACCAGCAGGAGCAGGACGAGGUCAAGCAGGCGCUGAUCCACGAGAUGAACGCUGCGGGCGAGGACAGCGACAGCAACGGCGACAAGGCGGCCGGUGCAGGCUCGGAUGACGAUGUCGACACGUUCAUCAAGCCAAAGGCGUCGUCCAAGGCGGCCAAAGCGGCGUCCCAGGCCAGCGAGAAGAUACAUCCGUCGCGUGCGGGUCGGGUGGCCAAGAUCAGCGGCGAAGAGAUUGCGAACGCGAGCAAGAACCCAGAGCUCUUUCUAUCCAACUUUAUGGCAUCGCGUGCGUGGGUGCCUGAGGACAAGAGCGAGGGUCCAGGUUGGCGGGCGUUUGAGUCGGACGAUGACGAGUCCGAGAAUGACCGGGCCGAGGAGUUUGAGGCGGCCUACAACAUGCGGUUCGAGGAUCCGGCCAAGAGCAACGAGGUGCUCAAGUCGUAUUCGCGCUCGGUCGUGGCACAGCGAUCGGUGCGCCGUGACGAGAAGACAAGCCGCCAGCGACAGCGCGAGCAGGAGAAGGAGCAGGAGGCGGCCGAGAAGCGGGAGCGCAAGGAAGAGCGGACGCGGCUGCGCAAGCUGCGGCUCGAGGAGGCGCAGGAGAAGCUGGCCAAGAUCAAGCAGGCCGCCGGACUGCGGGGCAAAGAGAUGAACGACGACGAGUGGGCCGAGCUGCUGGACGACGCCUGGGACACGGACCGGUGGGAGGCCAAGAUGCGAAGUUACUUUGGCGACACGUACUACUCUCAGCCAGAUGCGGGUCUGGAGAGUGACGAUGACGACGAUGACCAGGGCAGCGACAGCGAAAAGAAGGCCAAGAAGGCCAAGAAGUCCAAGAGCAAGGUCAAGAAGCCCCAAUGGGACGACGACAUUGACAUCAACGACAUCAUUCCCGACUUUGAAGCCACCGAGCCGCAGAUCACCCUUUCGGACGAAGAGGGUGAGGGUCCGGAUGAGGCGGCAGACAACGACGACGACAACGACGAUGACGACGAUGACGACGGCGAACAGCCAUCGAAGCGCCGCAAGACGACCAAGGAUCGCAAGCAGGAGCGUGUCGAGGCGAAGCGCCAGGCACGGCGAGAGCGGGCGCGUCUCGAGGCGAUUGUGGACCGGCAGAUGGAGCUGGACGCGCCCACGGCACUGGCCGGCUCUCGCGGUCGUAGCGGCUUCCGCUACCGCGAGACGAGCCCGCAGUCGUUUGGGCUGACGCCGCGGGACAUUCUGUUGGCGCCGUCCGAUGCCGCGCUCAACGAUUUUGCCGGCCUCAAGAAGCUAGCGACGUUUCGCGACGAGGAGCGCAAGCGCAAGGACCGCAAGACGCUGGGCAAGAAGGCCCGUCUUCGCCAGUGGCGGCGCGAGACCUUUGGCCACGACUUUGAGCUGACCGGGCCGACGUAUGGCUUUGAGCGGCUGCUUGGCGACAAGGACGCUUCGGCGUCGGAUCACCACCGGCGCAAGAGCAAGUCUGAAAAGACCGAAAAGACCGAAAAGACCGGAAAGACCGGAAAGACCGGAAACCCCGAGAGCGACAAGCCGGCCAAGAAGCGCAAACGGUCUGGCCGCAAGGGCAAGGGCACGGAGGCCGAGUCAGAAUCGGCCAAGACGGCCGGACAGGAGGCGUAG